This is a messenger RNA of Elgaria multicarinata webbii, 1500 nucleotides long. RefSeq names its product fascin actin-bundling protein 3 (gene FSCN3). Gene Ontology annotation, biological process: cell migration; actin filament bundle assembly; establishment or maintenance of cell polarity. Bases 1 to 1455 code for a protein of 484 amino acids. Gene Ontology annotation, cellular component: ruffle; filopodium; lamellipodium. The record is from RefSeq and is a predicted model, not a curated record. The transcript is spliced from 7 exons. Lineage: Eukaryota; Metazoa; Chordata; Lepidosauria; Squamata; Anguidae. Gene Ontology annotation, molecular function: protein-macromolecule adaptor activity; actin filament binding.
AUGCAGAUUGGGCUGGUCAACUGGACAGGGGGGUACCUGACUGGUGAAUGCUAUGGUGAUGGUGUCAGUGUCUUGGGCAACUCACUGGGCAAGAAGCAGACCUGGGAGCUGAAGGUCACCGCGAAGCAACGAAAGCAGGUGGUGGUGGUGGCACUGGUUGGGUAUCAAGGACAGCGCCUCCUGGUGGAUGCCGAUGGCACAGUCCGGUGUGGGCAGCCCGUGUCGGACAAACAGGGCCAGUUCCUGCUGGAGGUGCAUCCGAGCGGGGCGUGGACCCUCCAGCAGCCAGAGAGCAAGAAGUACUUGGAGUCGGAUGGGGAGGACGUCUUCUGUGUCACCCACAGCCUGACUUCCCGCCACAUGUGGAUGCCCCAGCUGGCCAUGCAUGUCCAUGUGGUCCUCUUCAACCCAAGCAGCCAGCUCUAUGCUCGGACGGAUCCAGAGCUGAACCGGGUCUGGGUAGACACCCCCGUGCCUUACCCUGAGGAGUGCAGCUUCAUCCUGAGGUUCCGGAAAGGCGCCUGCCAUUUGGAGACCUCCAACCACAAGUUCGUCUCCAGAUUAGAGGAACUUGCCACGGUGCCCUCAGCAGAGACGGCUUUUCACCUCAACCUCAAGCCGGGCUCCUUAGUGGUCCUGACGGACAGGGAUGGGCACAUCUUGUACCCGCAGGGCAGUCGUGGGCGCCUGUGCCUCGGAGACAGCCCCACGGACGACAAGGAGUGGUUUGUCAUCGAGAGGUGUCCACCGUGGGUCAGCCUGAAAACUGGCACCAAGAGAUACGUGAGCGUCCUAUGUGACUCUGAAGUGUACGCUGGCUCCAAAAAGGUGACUCCAAUGUCUGCAUUCCUGUUUGAAGUUGACCCUGAUACCAAAACUGUGCAGUUGAAAGAUGUUCACCACAAGUACCUGGCUCAGAGGCAAUUCAAGAGCGUGAUGGCCAACGGUUACAGCAAAGAGCCAGAGACCAAGUUCCGUGUCCUGUGGCAUUAUGGGAAUAUCUUCCUGAGAGCCCUCAAUGGCCGCUACCUGGGCACCCUGCCAGUUGGGCUGGUGGUAGCCAGAGCCGUGCGCCCAGGGCCCAGCGAGGAGUUUGCGCUGCGCCUGGCCAACCGCUCCUUCGUGGUGCUGCGCGGCCGGUACGGCUACGUGGGGAGCUCCGCCGGCCACGAGCUGCUGCAGUGCGACCUCCUGGAGCCCGACUGCGUGGAGCUGCUGCCCUGCAAGCACGGCGUCUACCACCUCCGGAGCCGCGGCAAGAGCUUCUGGUCGCUGACUGCGGAAAGGACCUUCAAGACCUGGGGCACGUUUGCCCUGAAUUUCUGCCUAGAGAUCCGAGGGAAGAACCUGCUGGCGGUCCUGGCCCCCAACGGCUGCUACUUGCGGGGGGACCGGGAGGGGCCCCUCGUGGCCGACAGCGAGGAGGUGACCCCCGAGUGCCUCUGGGAAUUCUAGGCCCAGGGAAGACAGCUACCUUCAAGUGACGUGAAAUGUCAGUGG